This is a messenger RNA of Scheffersomyces amazonensis, 1662 nucleotides long. RefSeq names its product type 1 protein phosphatase-activating protein (gene SDS22). Gene Ontology annotation, molecular function: protein binding. NCBI's taxonomy places the organism in Eukaryota, Fungi, Ascomycota, Pichiomycetes, Serinales, Debaryomycetaceae. The transcript has a single exon. The record is from RefSeq and is a predicted model, not a curated record. Bases 158 to 1300 code for a protein of 380 amino acids.
AGAGUAAGAGUAAGAUUCUUUACUAGAGUAAGAUGGUCACGUGAUCAUUUGUAAUGUAAUGUCCCCGAGUAGUGCUUCCCCAAAGAGCCAGUCAUACGAAUAGUUAAGACAUUGCUUAAAUCCAUAAUUAUCAUAUAUAUAAAAAGAUAGUAUAACAAUGACAAAGGAGUCACCUGAGAAUAUUAAGAACGGAGUAGAAUAUUGUGAGAUUCAUCAUUUACAUGAUGACCCACAAGUAUUAUCUCAUACCGAAGAUGAAGAAGAUGAUGAUGAAGAAGAAGAAUAUCCACCUCAACCAAUUGAACAUCAACCAACAGUAAUUCAUAAUACUGCUACUCAACAGAAUGUAAUAAUUCCUGAUGAACAUCCUGAACAAUUACCUUCUGAUGAAGAUUUAGCAGCAGAUUAUCCUGAUGAUUCUUCAUAUAUUGAUUUAAUCCAUUUAAAGAUUGGAUCAUUAGAAGCAUUAAAUUUAUCAAGAUUUUCUAAAUUAGAAUCAUUAUGUUUAAGACAAAAUUUAAUAACAUCUAUAGUGGGAGUAAAAGAUCUUCCUGGUGAAACAUUAGAAGAAUUGGAUCUUUAUGAUAAUAGAAUUAAUCAUAUUUCUAGUAAUAUUAAACAUCUUACAAAACUUAAGAAUCUUGAUUUAUCAUUUAAUAAUAUAAAAACCAUUAAGAAUAUUGAAACUUUAACCGAAUUAGAGAAUCUCUAUUUCGUUCAAAAUAAAAUUAAAGAAAUUCAAAAUCUUGAAACCUUGACUAAAAUUAAAAAUUUGGAAUUAGGAGGGAAUAAAAUCAGUGUUAUUUCAGAAACUCUUAAUAAAUUGGUAAAUCUUGAACAAUUAUGGUUAGGUAAGAAUAGAAUUGAAAGAUUUGAAAAUAUGACUAAUUUACUGAAUUUAAAGAUUCUUUCUAUACAAUCAAAUCGAAUUACUAAAAUUGAAGGAUUAGAUAAAUUAGUUAAUUUAGAAGAACUUUACUUAUCUCAUAAUGGUAUUGAAAAAAUUGAAAAUUUAGAGAAUAAUACCAAAUUAACUACAUUGGAUAUAACUUCUAAUAGAAUAACUAAAUUAGAAAAUCUUAGUCAUUUAACUAAAUUAACCGACUUUUGGUGUUCAUAUAAUGGAAUUGCUUCUUUUGAAGAAGUUGGUCAACAAUUAGGGAAAUUAACUGAACUUGAUACAGUAUAUUUCGAAGGUAAUCCAAUUCAAUUACAAAAUCCUACUGCUUAUAGAAGAAAGCUUACUCUAUAUUUAGGACCAAGUUUAGCUAAGAUUGAUGCAACAUAUAUCCGUGGAUGAUUUUCUAGAAAUUUCUGAAUUCAUCAUUACUCAUUUCAUAAUGGCCGCAAUUUAACCAUCCCCCCAUUCACCUAAAGGGAUACUGAUACUGUGAGGGUCUGUAGUGGUCAUUCAAGGGGGGUGUAAUUAUAAUCUUAUUUUUUUGUAUAUACUUAGUUUGCAACCUCAAUAAACAAAAUGAAUGGUUACUAACCUCUCCGCUCAUCCCUAAAAUCACUCCACUGUGUAGAAAUUUCUAGUUGUUUCGGGGAUAUUCUAGAACUCAAUUUUUUUAUUUUUCUGUUGCUGCGAUCACGAAAUUUUGCAGUCAUAUCUUGACUAUAUAAGGAGUGGUUAAUGGUCUAUAAUCUGGAUAUUAAAUU